AGGAAAUCUUCGAAGAAUCUCGCACUCAUGUUUAUAGCACCUUUUAGGCAGCUAUUAUUCUGAUUAUGAACAUAAGAUUCUGGUUUUUGGUUUUUUUAAAUUCAUUUUUUAUCUAACCUCUACGAAGUUCCUUCGUGCGUGGGAGGAUAGAAUGAGAAUGAAAAAGCCAAUUGAAAGGAUCAAUUUGCAAACUUUUGUGAUGCAACUUCUCAAAAGCCCUCAACUUCCUUUCUAGAUUUCGUUUAAGCCAUGAAAUGUAUAAAGAUCUACAAACUUUUCGAGUUGCAACACCAUGGAAUGAAUGAAUUUAUAAAGCUUUUUUGUUUUUAUAAUGUAAAGUAUUGGAAUCCAAAGAAGAUUAUGUUUAUUUAAUAAAAAAGGAUAACUCCAAGAAAAAUUACUCCAAUUGGAACAAUUAGGAAAACACGAUUAUACAUUUUGCUAGUGAUCAUAAGAUAUUAUAUAAAAUUUAUUUUUCAAUUUCGUUUCUUUUAUUAUGAUAUCACAAUGAAAAAUUUCGCUGCAAUAAGAAUGGCAAGAGAACCGGACGAGGAGCUCAGGAAGGCUUUCUCGCAGUUGCACGAGAAAAUGAUCGACACCACACAGAAGUUGAAACUCGCGGAUCUGCAAAUUGAAAAGCUAAAACGAUCGAAGCAGUUCGCUGAGCUGACGACAAAGGAGAUAACCUCUUAUCCAAAGAACACGAAGACGUAUGAGUCGGUGGGCCGUAUGUUCCUCCUGGACGAUAUGGACAACAUAAAAGCUGGCCUAGAUAAACGUAUAAAGAACGCCGACGAGAAGGUAAAAACAUUAGAGAACAACAAGACGUACUUGCAGCAGAACUUGAAGGAAUGCGAGAACAAUAUCAGAGAAAUGAUUCAGCAAAGACAGAAUAAAGACACGUCCGGCUAGGUCUGUCAUUUCCCUGUUGAAAUUGUCGUCUUCUUUCUUCGUCGUUUUUUCAUUGCAAUUCAUCGCCGCGUUCUUGAACUCACGCUACGCUUAAUCCUCAAUUUCACAUACCAAUUAUGAGUGAAACGCGAUUUCACACAACUUGAAAUAUAUGUAAUGCGUACCGUUUUAUUGUAUUUAGACGAUCUCCACCAUAGCAUUUUGUAAUGAUUGUCUGCGUGUUGAUCAAUAAAACUUUUUAUUACAAACUCUCGGCGCAAUUGGAAUUGAAUAUGCAACUAGCAAUCGGGUUUCUAGUUAUUAAUUUAUUCCAGCAGAAUUGAUACAUACAACAAACGAUUUUUCUUACUUCUUUAAAUUCACCUUGUACUCAUUCAUUCCUCUCAUUCUUUUCGACACUUUCAUCCAGAAAAUUCCUUAGCUAAACCCUAAAUUACCCUAAAAAACAAACAAAAAAAAAAAAAGAAAAAAUACCUUGCACGCCAACACGCAGCAAUUUAGUAAAUCGUUUACCCGGAAAGUAAAAUUCUCUAACGUGUCUGAAACCUGGGAUAGAAAAAAUUGAACAAGUAUGCUUACUCGGUGUGUUUCUUGCGUUUUACAAUUAUAUUUGUAAUCGGCUUUUUUCUUCUUUUUCUUUCUUUUUUUUUGUUUAACUAAUAUAAUGCAUGGGGUGACGUGCCUUCCAACCUUAUAUUGAAAGUGCUACAAUAUGUAUGUAUAUAUGUGUAUAUGUACUUUAGCAUAUGGUGCGGUAGAAAGUAACUCGACAAGUAUAUACAAAGUAUAUUUAUCAAACA
This is a messenger RNA of Heterotrigona itama, 1712 nucleotides long. The record is from the annotation of a GenBank genome assembly. Lineage: Eukaryota; Metazoa; Arthropoda; Insecta; Hymenoptera; Apidae.